Molecule: messenger RNA, 6774 nt
Organism: Thunnus maccoyii (southern bluefin tuna)
Lineage: Eukaryota; Metazoa; Chordata; Actinopteri; Scombriformes; Scombridae
Product: PH_BCR_vertebrate and RhoGAP_Bcr domain-containing protein
Exons: 23
Coding region: 1482-5387 (1301 amino acids)
Biological process (GO): protein phosphorylation; positive regulation of GTPase activity; intracellular signal transduction
Cellular component (GO): membrane
Molecular function (GO): guanyl-nucleotide exchange factor activity; protein serine/threonine kinase activity; GTPase activator activity
Source: RefSeq, a predicted model, not a curated record
ACGAUAAAAAAAUCGAUGAAUAGCAUACCCCAAUGUUUAAAUAAAUUAAAUAAAUGCGGACUAAAAUAAAUACCAUUGACCUGCCGUUACUUGUGAUAAGGAUCAUGUCACAUAGCGCAUAUUCCGUUCAAACAUGUGGUAAUUGAAAUAAUAUAAUAUUUUCGGCAUUUGAAUAUGAUUUCCCCCGAAUUCGAACAUCUUAAGAAAAAAAACUCCCAGCAAUUUAAAAAAAAAAAAAAAACUUAAGUUCAUUAAUUAAGUUCAUUAUGGCUAAACGCCGAAAAUGUGACUGUAAACAACACAAAUGAAGUAACCCUCUGGGCCCUCUGUAAAUGCCAGGUAAACGUUUUUAGGCAACAAUGAAACAAAUAUCCUAUGAUUUAGCCUAUAAAUUGCAACAUUAAUACAUACAGACAGUACCUAGAAUUUGAAAUACUGCAUUUUACUGCGUACAAAGCCAUGUGAAGUCACCAUUGCAUUUUCUUCAGGAGAUACAUCCCGUUGUACUUGAACGCACCGCCCUGUUUGUCUGAACUUUUGAACCGUCAGAUGGCGAUAUUUUCAUACUUCACGGCUGGAAGUUGCAACACAAUGGACUUCGGUAGGAUUAAUCAUAGUUUUCAGAACAAAACUGAAAGGCAAGUGUGCAGUGUCAGAGAGAUAAUGUUUAGCGUUAAAGUGGGACAGGGAAAAAGAUUAGCUGGUUUCUUAUAGGGGGUAAAAAUCCAGGGUGAAUUUAAUUGCCAACAAAGGGUUGUUUAGAAAGUCGGGACCUCGGUUUUCUUCAUCCACCUGGACUGUAACAGCCUGAAGACAACACCUCCUGCAAAUAACCUCGUGUUCAUCACGCCGUGGGACAUUUUCUUCCUUUAACGUGUCAAUUUAUCUCCUAUAUCAGACCAUAUGUUUACUUCCAUAUCGCCAUGUAACAUAUCCUUGGGAUCAUUUAUGCGUAUGAUUUUCCCUUAUGCCGUCACAUAUUCUACCUGGAAACUCUGUUUUUAUUAGAAACGCUGUUUUUGACGAAUCAUCAUCAUUUUUGAGGGAUUUUAGAGUGUGAUCCUAAAUCACAUCCAUGUAGCCCCUCCUCCACUUACUGCUGCUGACGACGAGCCAAAAGACCUGCGAGUCAGUCUGACACCAAACACAGAGGAAGGCAGAGGAUCUCCAGAGAAUAGACGAGCAAUAGCAGGGAUCAAGUGCAACAACAAGGAUAACCUCGCAUUUCUCGGACUUGGGCAGAAGCAGUAAAGAGACUGGAGCAGUGAUCUUGCCUCUGCAGGACUUUAUCCCUGUGUUUGUGAGUAAAGACUGUGGACUAAACAGGUUUUCUUUCCUAUAAAGUGGAGCCUUCCUUAAUCUGCAGAACGCUUUUCCUUCACUUCUAAUAGCACUAUGGAAGCUUUAAUAAGUUAUAGACAGUUGAGUUCAGUUCAUGCUUUAGAAAUGUAUGUUUGUGUUGUUAGUUGAUUGAAUAGUACAUGUCAGUGAUAACAAUGGUUGAACCGGUGGGGUUUGUAGAGGCAUGGAGAGCCCAGUUCCCUGAGUCUGAUCCCCCUUCCAUGGACCUGAACUCUUUGGGGGACAUUGAACAAGAACUGGACAAAUGCAAGUCAUCUAUCAGGCACUUGGAGAAGGAAGUAAACAAGGAGCGCUUUCGGAUGAUCUACCUGCAGACUCUGCUCGCGAAGGAGAGGAAGUCUUAUGACGGGCAGCGAUGGGGAUUUAAAAGGAUGCCCCAGAUGAGUGACGGGGAUCUGCCUGGUGGCCCAGACAGCCAGAGGUCCCACACAGAUGAGGCAUCAGUGGAAGAGCAGCAGAGGGGGCUUGGCAAGCCAGAGAGGUGUAAACCACAUCCGGAAGGAGAGGUGGAUGGGUCAUCCCCGGCCAAACAGAAGGGUGGGGUGUCACCAGUCCGCCCAGACUCAGAGAUUCCUGAUCUCCCAGUGGGCACGGGCUCAGUGGCAGCGCUGAGAUCCAACUUUGAGCGCAUCAGGAGAGCCAAUUCUCACACGGCCGGGGACGGCAGAGGGUUGUCAGUGAUGGGCGGUCAGGAGAAACCCUUCUAUGUGAACAUGGAGUACCAUUACGAGAGAGGGCUGGUCAGAGUCAACGACAGGGAGGUCUCAGACAAGAUCAGCACCCUUGGCUGUCAGGCCAUGCAGAUGGAGCGCAAGAGGUCCCUGCACUCCCUGCCGGGGAACCUGUCAGCCGCCAUGGGGGACAUAAACAAGGCUGUUCAGAGAGGCAGAUCCACUGAGGGCAACUACAGCUACAACGGAUCGUAUGAUGAAGCUGAGGUCAACCCUCACUUCCUGAAAGACAGCGUGAUCCGUUCCACUGGGGGAAAGCCUGAGCGACAGUCAACGGAGUGCCAGCCUUACACUAGUGUGUAUGUUGGGGGGAUGAUGGCGGAUGGGGACACUCGAGUUAUCCACAUUAGGGACCACAGCAUCGAGGAGGACGCACACCUCACUUGGCCAAGGCGCUCCUACUCUCCCGGCAGCUUUGAUGAUGUCGGAGGAGGCUACACACCGGACUGCAGCUCCAACGAGAACUUAACAUCCAGUGAGGAGGACUUCUCCUCUGGCCAGUCCAGCCACGUGUCUCCCAGUCCCACCACCUAUCAGAUGUACAGGGAGAAGAGCCGCUCACCCUCCCAGCACUCCCAGCAGUCCUUUGACAGCAGCAGCCCACCCACACCUCUGUCUCAGAAGCGUUUGAAGCAGCAGAUGAUGGUGUCUGAGGCCUCCAUCAUCGGAGUCCGAAAAACGGGCCAGAUCUGGCCCGGUGACGGGGACUCCACCACGUCCAGCAGGACCUCUCAUGACAACAGUGUUCAAGGAGAUCUGGAGGCUCCCUACAAUGAGGCCCCUUCGUCAUAUGGUUAUGACCUGGAGCAUUCAGAAGAGCACCAGCCCCGCCACGACCCUUUAUCUUUCACUGGAUCUCCUUCCUCCUCGCCGCGGCUACGUUCCAAGAGCCGGUGCAGCCGAGACACCCAGUCGUCUGGCUCCCUGGAGUCCACGCUGUCGGUGGAGCUGGAUCAGGAAAAGGGGCUGGAGAUGAGAAAGUGGGUUCUGUCAGGAAUCCUGGCCAGUGAGGAGACCUAUCUCAGCCACCUGGAGGCACUUUUGAUUCCCAUGAAGCCUCUGAGGGCCGCAGCCACAACCUCCCAACCGAUGCUGACCAUCCAACAGAUAGAAACAAUCUUCUUCAAGGUGCCAGAGCUCCAUGAGAUCCACAAAGACUUCUAUGAUGCUCUGCUGCCCCGAGUCCAGGACUGGAGCCACCAGCAGUGUGUGGGUGACCUCUUCCAGAAACUGGCCAGCCAGCUCGGAGUGUACCGGGCCUUCGUGGAUAACUAUAAGGUUGCUGUGGAGACGGCAGACAAGUGCUGCCAGGCAAACGCACAGUUUGCAGAGAUAUCUGAGAAUCUUAAGGUCAAAAGCACAAAGGACUGCAAAGACCAAUUGGCUAAAAAUUCACUGGAAACUCUUCUCUACAAACCUGUGGACAGAGUGACGCGGAGCACGCUUGUUCUGCAUGACUUACUAAAGCACACGCCCUCCAGCCACCCAGACUAUCCGCUGUUACAGGACGCCCUGCGCAUCUCCCAGAAUUUCUUGUCCAGUAUUAACGAAGAGAUCACCCCACGCAGGCAGUCCAUGACGGUUAAGAAGGGAGAGAACCGUCAGCUUCUGAGGGAUCGCUUUAUGGUGGAGCUGGUUGAAGGUUCCAGGAAACUCCGUCACGUCUUCCUCUUCACCGACCUGCUGCUCUGUACCAAGCUGAAGAAGCAGGCUGCAGGGAAAGGGCAACAGUAUGACUGUAAGUGGUACAUCCCACUUGCUGACCUGACCUUCCAGACCAUCGAGGAUUGCGAGUCCACCCCCAUCCCUCUGGUCCAGGACGAGGAGAUCGAUGCCAUGAAGAUCAAAAUCUCCCAGAUCAAGAACGAGAUCCAAAGAGAGAAGAGAACCACCAAAGGACCCAAGGUGAUUGAGCGAUUGAGGAAGAAGUUAUCAGAGCAGGAGUCUCUGCUGCUCCUCAUGUCACCCAACAUGGCGUUCAGAGUUGCCAACAGAAACGGCAAGGGCUUCACAUUUCUAAUCUCCUCUGACUAUGAGCGUGCAGAGUGGAGGGAGAUUAUUCGUGAGCAGCAGAAGAAGUGUUUUAAAAGCUUCUCUCUGACUUCUGUGGAGCUGCAGAUGCUCACUAACUCAUGUGUGAAGCUCCAGACUGUUCACACUAUCCCAAUGACCAUGAAUAAAGAAGAUGAUGAAUCUUCUGGUUUGUAUGGCUUCCUGAACGUCAUUGUCCACUCUGCAUCGGGGCUCAAACAGAGCUUGAACCUUUACUGCUCUCUGGAGGUGGACUCCUUUGGCUACUUUGUCAACAAAGCCAAAACACGUGUGUACAGAGACUCUACAGAGCCCAACUGGAACGAGGAGUUUGAGAUUGAACUGGAGGGCUCUCAAACUCUGAGGCUGCUCUGCUAUGAGAAGUGUUGCAACAAAACCAGGCAAAGCAAAGAAGAUGGAGAGAUCACAGACAAGAUCAUGGCCAAAGGACAGAUAAAGUUGGAUCCACAGACAUUGCAAAAUAAAGACUGGCAGAGGACAGUCAUCGCCAUGAAUGGGAUUGAGGUGAAGCUUUCAAUGAAGUUCACCAGCAGAGAGUUCAGUCUGAAGCGAAUGCCUUCACGGAAACAGUCCGGCGUCUUUGGAGUGAAAAUCAACGUAGUUACUAAACGAGAACGCUCCAAGGUUCCCCUCAUUGUGAGACAGUGCGUGGAGGAGAUUGAGCGACGAGGGAUGGAGGAGGUGGGGAUCUACAGAGUGUCUGGCGUCGCAACUGACAUCCAGGCGCUAAAGGCUGCCUUUGAUUCAAACAACAAGGACGUGUCUGUGAUGAUGAGGGAGAUGGACGUGAACGCCAUUGCUGGAACACUGAAGCUGUAUUUCCGUGAGCUGCCGGAGCCUCUUUUCACUGACGAGUUGUACCCCAACUUUGCUGGAGGCAUCGCUCUCUCUGACAGCGUUGCUAAGGAGAGCUGCAUGCUCAACCUGCUGCUGUCUCUACCAGAACCCAAUCUGGUCACCUUCAUCUUCCUGUUGGACCACCUUAAAAGGGUGACUGAAAAUGAGAGCAUCAACAAGAUGUCUUUGCACAAUCUGGCCACAGUUUUUGGCCCCACUUUGCUUCGGCCCUCUGAAAAAGACAGCAAGAUCUCAGUCAACAGCUCCCAGCCAAUCUCCAUGAACGACAGCUGGUCUCUGGAGGUCAUGGCUCAGGUGCAAGUCCUACUCUACUUCCUUCAGCUGGAAAGCAUCCCAACACCUGACAGCAAACGUCAAAGCCUUCUCUUCUCUACUGAAGUAUAACAUCAUGCCCAAAAAUGUCUUGCUCAGAGGAAGAAUGUUAGCUGCUUAAUGAGGUGGAUGCUGCUGAGCAGCCAUGGCCGGCUGGUUUACUGAGAAGAUGCAUAAUUUAGCCACCGGGGGGAACCAUCAACACAUUGUAAACUGGAAACAGCCACCAUGACCUAAGACAUCUCUUCUUGAGAUGCGAUGAGCAUGUGUGUUCUGUUUACAUACAAGCUUACCUGCUGUGUCAGUAAAUGACAUCCCUAUAUAAUGUAUGGACAAAAUAGAUUUCUUUUUUUUUAAUUUAAUUUAAAUUUCAAGAAGCAUUAUUUGCUGUAUUUUGAUAUUUUUCUCUGCCCCGGUCAGUCACUGUGCACAUUCGCUCCAUAUUCACAGAGGGGAGAUUUCUGCUGUUGUCGGAUGUUUUGUAAGAGUUGUUGCUGUGGAUGAAUGGUUAGAUGAAUGGACAUAUUUUUCAUGUCUACACACAUUUUUUUUCUCCCCAGAAAUGUUUGACUUGGUUAAAAACUCACCUGUGCCAAUGUUUCCCUGCUGAUGACCAAUAGAACAUUUCAGUUAACCUAAUGUUUACACAUUCUCUUAAUUUUGUAGAGAUUUAAAAAGUAUGAUACUGAAAACUGUAGUUAACACACAACAUGCAGGCAUGUUGACCUAAACUUAAUUUGAAGUGUUUUCUGUGCUAUACAAUUUGUAUAGUGACCUUGUUGAGUUCACAGGUUCUUCUAGUGGUGUUCAAGCCACUUGGAAACUUUCAUGUAGAUAUGAGUGUUUUUUGUUGUUUUAUUCAAGGUGGAACCGAGAAGUGAAAGGCAAAUCUUUCCAGGAAAAGGCUAAGACUAAUUCUUCCACCCAUGGAAUGUAUACUGUCAUGUGUAUUAAGUUAAUUUCACAGAUAUCUUUAGUCGAUAUUUCAUAUGUUGUGUGUCCACAUUGGUUUUGUAGCGUUCGUCUGAUUUGAUUUAUAUAGCUAAAGUUAUUGGUGUUUCUUACUGCAUUCCUUUGUUCUAGUAUCCAACCUUUAUAGGACAAAAAACACACUGCUGUAGAAAUGAGAACACAUGGAGAUUAUGCUUAUCAGGAAUACCAAAUGUUCCCAUGUAGGACCCUUGAUUCACUCAUAUCUGUAACUCUACUGAGGUAUUAACAGGUUUAUCAUCCCCAUAUCUAUAACUACUUUCAAAGCCCUGUGAAGGUACACAGUGUGCUUGUAUUAAGAUUUUUUCCCAAAUCACCACACAUAUUCAAACACUUGUUAGUACAAACUAUAACCCUAUAUGCUUGUGAUUCAUGUAAAAUAAGCAAUAACUCUUAGUGAUUCACAUGUUGAGCAAUGGCCAGUGUGUCAUGUAUGUAUGAUUAAUGUAAAUAAAACUUAAUAAUAUUA